This is a messenger RNA of Paramisgurnus dabryanus, 1361 nucleotides long. RefSeq names its product cytochrome c-1 (gene cyc1). The record is from RefSeq and is a predicted model, not a curated record. Gene Ontology annotation, molecular function: heme binding; electron transfer activity. NCBI's taxonomy places the organism in Eukaryota, Metazoa, Chordata, Actinopteri, Cypriniformes, Cobitidae. Gene Ontology annotation, biological process: mitochondrial electron transport, ubiquinol to cytochrome c. Gene Ontology annotation, cellular component: respiratory chain complex III.
UCACCAGGGGCGGGGCUAGUAUCGCUGCUCUCCGGCGGAAGUGUCUGUCUACCCGCAAAGUGAAGAACAUGGCGGCGCUCCGUGUGGUCGUGUUCUCCGGUACCGGGAGAGCCCUCCUAAACACAUCCAAAUGGUUUCAAACUCCACGGGCCAACAUGUCAUUUGCUAGCCUGCCGAAGGGUAGAAAGAUCGCUCUGACCACGAUUGGAGUGUUGACAACAGGAGGAGCAGGUCUGGCUCUGAUGCUCCAGCAGUCAGUCAAAGCCUCAGAUCUGGAACUUCACCCACCCUCAUACCCCUGGAGUCAUAAUGGCAUGAUUUCCUCCCUUGACCAUGCCAGUAUACGUCGUGGGUACCAGGUAUAUAAGCAGGUUUGUGCGGCCUGCCACAGUAUGGAGUACUUGGCCUUCCGUAACUUAGUGGGUGUUUCACACACAGAAGAUGAAGCCAAGAUCCUGGCUGAGGAGAUUGAAGUGGUCGACGGUCCUGAUGAGUCAGGUGAGAUGUUCACCCGACCUGGUAAGCUAUCCGAUUACUUCCCCAAGCCGUACGCCAACCCUGAGGCUGCCCGUGCUGCCAACAACGGCGCUCUUCCCCCUGACCUCAGCUAUAUCGUCAAUGCUAGGCACGGAGGUGAAGAUUAUGUGUUUUCGCUUCUGACUGGUUACUGCGAUCCACCAGCUGGUGUUAGUUUGAGAGAAGGCCUUUAUUACAACCCUUAUUUCCCUGGCCAGGCCAUUGGUAUGGCGCCACCUAUCUACAAUGAGGUGCUGGAGUUUGAGGACGGAACCCCUGCCACCAUGAGCCAGGUUGCUAAAGACGUCUGCACUUUCCUGAGGUGGGCUGCAGAACCGGAGCAUGACCAACGCAAACGCAUGGGCCUGAAGCUUUUGAUGGGUGCUUCUGUACUUCUACCCCUGUUGUAUUACAUGAAGAGGCACAGGUGGUCUGUGCUGAAGAGCAGAAAGAUUGCCUACAGGCCUCCCAAAUAAAUCCAUCCAGCUGCCUUCAGCAGGCCUUGACACAACGUAAAACCUGAUUCACGUUUGUCCGAUCUUUUACAGAAUGCACAAUGUAUCAAGAUAAGGUUGCAAUCGUCAAUAACCGCCGGACAUCCUUGCAAUUAGUUCUCCUUUCUCUUAAAUGACUUGGGGAGUGGGGCUUGAGACAGACACGUGAUAUUGUACUGUAAAACAAACAUUAUGUAAAGGAAUUUUGGUUGUCUGCAAGGGAAUGUGUUCAGAGGAGAAAGUCAAAAAUACACAUGCAACCUUCUUGUGCUUUGUGAGCUCUGUCUUUGCGGUAGAUUUCUCUACACGUUGUUGUGUAAAUAUUUAAUAAAACCAUUAUACCCAAUGAAA